Molecule: messenger RNA, 2016 nt
Organism: Gastrolobium bilobum
Lineage: Eukaryota; Viridiplantae; Streptophyta; Magnoliopsida; Fabales; Fabaceae
Product: metal-nicotianamine transporter YSL3-like
Exons: 7
Coding region: 1-2016 (671 amino acids)
Biological process (GO): response to iron ion; seed development
Cellular component (GO): plasma membrane
Molecular function (GO): iron-nicotianamine transmembrane transporter activity; oligopeptide transmembrane transporter activity
Source: RefSeq, a predicted model, not a curated record
AUGGGCACUACAAACAAUGAAGAACUCAUAGAGAAUGAGAAUUGUGACGGAGAUGACAUCGAAAAGGUUGGAGUUGAGCCAGAGGACGUGAGGAAAAUAGCAUCAUGGGACAAACAGAUCACAAUUCGAGGACUAAUAACUAGCUUCCUUAUUGGUAUCAUUUAUAGUGUGAUUGUGAUGAAGCUGAACCUCACAACUGGGCUAGUCCCUAAUCUUAAUGUUUCAGCUGCUCUCCUUGGAUUUGUGUUCAUUCGAGGUUGGACUAAGCUUCUUGAGAAAGCAAAGGUUGUUUCAACACCAUUCACUAGACAGGAGAAUACUAUAAUUCAGACUUGUGCUGUUGCAUGCUAUAGCACUGCUUUUGGAGGUGGUUUUGGGUCUCAUCUCUUGGGUUUGAGUAGGAAGACAUACGAGCAAGUAGGGGUUGAUACAGAGGGGAAUACUCCUGGUAGCACCAAAGAACCUGGAAUUGGCUGGAUGACAGGCUUUCUCUUUGUGACAUACUUUGUUGGGUUAUCGGUAUUAAUUCCUCUUAGAAAGUUGAUGAUAAUAGACUAUAAAUUAACUUAUCCAAGUGGAACUGCUACAGCCGUUCUUAUUAAUGGGUUCCAUACUCCUAAAAGCGAUGACAUUGCCAAGAAGCAGGUUCAUGGUUUCAUGAAAUUCUUUUCAUUUAGUUUCCUUUGGUCUUUCUUCCAAUGGUUCUAUUCUGGUGGAGAUCAAUGUGGAUUUAUUCAAUUCCCUACUUUUGGAUUGACGGCAUGGAAAAACUCAUUUUACUUUAACUUCAGCAUGACUUAUGUUGGAGCAGGAAUGAUUUGUUCCCAUCUUGUCAACUUAUCCUUGCUUCUUGGUGCCGUUCUCUCAUGGGGCAUUAUGUGGCCAUUGAUAAGGGGACUAAAAGGACAAUGGUUCCCUGAGAGUUUACCAGAGAGUAGUAUGAAGAGUAUUAAUGGUUAUAAGGUUUUUAUUUCCAUUGCCUUAAUUCUUGGUGAUGGGUUCUACAAUUUUGUCAAAAUUAUGUAUUUUACUGCCACAAAUAUCCAUGCCAGCAUGAAAAGGAGAAAUCACAAAACAGUUUCAAUUUCAGGUAAUCAAAAGCAGGCUGUUGAUGAUCUCAGACGCAAUGAUGAAGCAUUUGUAAGAGAAAGCAUCCCUAUGUGGUUGGCAUGUUCUGGUUACAUACUGCUCUCCAUCAUUUCUAUCAUUGUCAUCCCUUUUAUGUUCCCUAAGGUGAAGUGGUAUUAUGUGGUGGUUGCCUAUCUGCUUGCACCCUCUCUUGGCUUCUGUAAUGCUUAUGGUGCUGGCUUGACUGACAUGAACAUGGCUUAUAACUAUGGGAAAGUGGCUCUCUUUGUACUUGCAGCCUUAGCCGGGAAAAACGAUGGUGUGGUUGCUGGACUUGUAGGGUGUGGUCUGAUUAAGUCUCUUGUUUCAACCUCAUCUGAUUUGAUGCAAGAUUUCAAAACUGGUCAUCUCACCUUUACUUCCCCUAGAUCAAUGCUUCUAACUCAAGCUAUUGGGACAGCAAUAGGUUGUGUUAUUGCACCAAUCACAUUCUUUCUUUUUUACAAGGCUUUUGAUGUGGGGAAUCCAGAUGGUGAAUACAAAGCCCCAUAUGCCAUCAUAUAUAGAAACAUGGCAAUUCUUGGUGUUGAAGGCUUUUCUGCUCUCCCCCAUCAUUGCUUGCAUUUCUGUUGUGGGUUUUUUAUAUUUGCUGUAGCAUCCAACUUGGUGAGAGACCUUAACCCCAAAAACAUUGGGAGAUUGGUUCCACUUCCAAUGGCAAUGGCUGUACCCUUUGUAGUUGGUGCUUACUUUGCAAUUGACAUGUGUUUGGGUAGUUUGAUUGUGUAUGUAUGGAACAUGCUAAAAGGCAAGGAAGCUGGUUUCAUGGUCCCAGCUGUUGCUUCUGGUUUGAUGUGUGGAGAUGGUUUGUGGAUCCUCCCCUCAUCUAUUCUUGCUUUGUUCAAGGUUCGUCCUCCAAUCUGCUUGACGUUUUUGGCAGCCAAGUAG